GCACUAUCCAGGUGGUAGAGGUUUACAUGAGUGGUGGAAUUGAGGGACAGGGCUGCGUUCGGCAGUCGGCAUCACUAGCGUGGCUUGACAUUACGAUGCUGACCGGGGCUAGAAAAUGCCGCCGUCACAGAGCUCAUCAGUUGAGCUGGGAUUUGCAGCGUUUGCGGCCAGUAAGCAAGCGUUGUUAUUGUGUAGCAAGUACCGGGCAACAGAAUUCACCCCGAUGGUUGCAUAUGCAUGCAACAAUUACAUGCAUCUACACCCAACUAGCGCAAAGGGUGCAUAUCACUUGUCGAGCCAUAUAGGCUAAGACUUAUGGAAACAUUCUAGCAGCGUUAGCUUCCCCACCAAACCACACUUCGUAUCCCCGAUGAAUGACGCCCCGGAUGCGACGGCAUUGUCCCAAAGCGUCUGAAGAUUCACGAUCAGCCCAACGAAACCGGUGCAUCAAGCCCACGGGGGACCACGGGGUAGGACAUCGGGAGUAAGCUUCUGUGCUGAUUUGCUCCAAUGGCAGCAUGGUGCCUCGCAAAGUUCAUCGCCAGCGUGCCAUUUCUCAACCAGUAGGGCUUAGCGGGCCUGGAUUCUUAGUCUUGCUUGUUGGUUGUGGAGUAUCGAUACGCUUUUUGUUUCCCUUGAUGGCCUAAAGUCUAUACACGUUGUGGAAUGAUCGACCAGGGGAAUGUAGCCUAUAAUCUGACGAGUCACGACAGCGCAGCCGAAGCGAACCCCAACCGGAGGCACUCCGUCCAAGCUUCGCCGGCCCCGUCUCAUCAUUGCAUAUAAGCUUGUCAUAUCCCUCCCCUCAUCCUCUCUUCCUCCCCAUCCAUCACCAACACACACUCACUCUCUUCAAGAUGAUGUUCUCCACCCUCUUCCUCGGCCUUGCUGGCCUUGCUGCUGCCAUGCCCUCCGCUGAGGAGAUGUUCCCCUCUGACGGCGGUGUCAUUGUCGAGCACCUUGCCUCCAACUACUUCCCCCACGCCAAGGCCGACGUCUCCGCCUUUGACGUUUCCACCCACUUCACCGGCUACAACCAGUCCAUGGAGCGCUGGCUCGAGUCCGUCGACCCCUCCACCGGCCGCGACGACCGCGAGAAGGCUGGCAUUCUGAUUUCUGUUGCCUACGCACGCAACUUCUCCGAGACCAAUGAGGACAUGGUCGCCGACCGCGACAUGCUCCUCGCCGCCAUUGCUGGCACCCCCGUCCCCCGCUCGACCCUGGAGCAGCGCGACGCCCACUACAUCAUCUCCCACGCCCACGUUGUCGCAUGGCACGCCUGCAAGACCUUCUUCUCCUGCGUCUCCGGUACCACCUGCCACUUCGACAUCAACGUCGGCAAGGCUCCCCGCAACAAGUGCCAGGAGCAGGGCGGCUCCAACUGCUGCAUCUCCUGGUCCACCUACAAGGUCCAGGCUGGCUUCUUCUCUCGCACCUGGACGAACUGCAACGCCGAGGUCAACGACAAGACUGGCGACAACGUCUCCUGCGAGGGUAAGGGUGACAACACUGGCGGUGAUGUCUGCCUUUCCAACCGUGGUUCUGGCUGCACCUAAGCGGGUGCUUGUUCGCCUUGCGCUGGUUGAUAGAGCUGCCUGUAAAUAGAACAUCUUCUCUACAUUAGCUAGCAAUGAAAUCCUAGUUAUUAUUAGUAUCUCCACUUCUUAUUACCAGUGAUUUUAUCAAAUUUUGGUCGUUUCACCAAAAGUUUGCCUCUGGGUAGUGUCGAAUUGGGGAAAUUUGGGGUAGGCCAAUGGGUGCCUCUGAUUGGCCAAUGGGUGCUAAAAUGCGCCAACUCCUUCACCAUUCUCUCAACAGUCUCUCAUAAGUUUAAACUGUACUCCCACGACUCCCCAGAAUAUUUUACAUUUCUUACAUAUUUUUGCGCAUACGCACCAUGCAAUCUCAAGGCUGUUGUGCUCAACCACCCCACCGACCCAACAAAUCACUUUUUGGAGAUGGAAUAUCUGAAACAGGCGGCGAAGCGCCAGGUCGCGCGUAAAUAGUGGCGCCAUUCGGCCCUUUAAGCGACAAGUGCACCCUUGACCAGAAAUGGCCAGAGUCCCAGAAGUAAACGUGACUUCACC
Molecule: messenger RNA, 2087 nt
Organism: [Torrubiella] hemipterigena
Lineage: Eukaryota; Fungi; Ascomycota; Sordariomycetes; Hypocreales; Clavicipitaceae
Source: the annotation of a GenBank genome assembly